This is a messenger RNA of Austrofundulus limnaeus, 3417 nucleotides long. RefSeq names its product zgc:123305. Gene Ontology annotation, cellular component: nucleus. Gene Ontology annotation, molecular function: phosphatidate phosphatase activity; transcription coactivator activity. NCBI's taxonomy places the organism in Eukaryota, Metazoa, Chordata, Actinopteri, Cyprinodontiformes, Rivulidae. The record is from RefSeq and is a predicted model, not a curated record. Gene Ontology annotation, biological process: triglyceride biosynthetic process; cellular response to insulin stimulus; positive regulation of transcription by RNA polymerase II.
CUUCCUGGUGGUUUGAACCAACUAAUACUGAAAGUCUUCUAUCAAACAUCAAAUGACCAAAUACAGUCUCAAACCAUGAAUAUCGUGGGCCAGUUGGCAGAGACCGUGUUUGUAACGGUGAAGGAGCUGUACCGGGGUCUAAACCCRGCCACUCUCACCGGGGGGAUCGACGUCAUCGUGGUGCGGCAGCCUGAUGGAUCCUUCCAGUGUUCCCCCUUUCACGUGCGCUUCGGGAAGCUCGGCGUGCUGCGCUCCAAGGAGAAAAUAGUGGACAUUGAGAUCAACGGAGAGCCGGUGGACCUGCACAUGAAGCUCGGAGACAACGGGGAGGCUUUCUUUGUGGAGCAAAACGAAAACAUGGAGGUCCCGGCCCACCUGUCCACCUCCCCGAUACCCCCGUCUCCUGAGGAGUUGGAGGAGAUGGCCGAAGGGGCCCCCUUUGCCGGGUCCGGAGCCCGCAGGAAGAAACGCCGGCGCAAACGGGUGCGCUGCGACUCGCACCUGAGAGAGGAGGCCAGCUCCUCGUCAGACGAAAGAGACCGAGAGAAGGAGUGUGAGAGGGACGCCGAUCCAGCUCGGUGGGACAGUCCCGCAUCAGAGGACCUGUCCACACCUCUGCAGCUCAGUAAGUCCGUGUACUACUCAAUGUCUGAGGGGCCAAGUGAGGAGACGGGAUCCUUGCAGCCCAGAGAAACUCAUCCACAUUCUGACGGAGAGCAGUCGCCCUCUGAAAACUGUGUUUUCUACAGCCGGCCAGAUUCUCCCAAAAGUGACUCGGAGCUUUUGUUCAAAACCCAAGAUUCAUCUGGGCCUCAGAUGCAGUGGAACUGGGGAGGUUUUCCACAGGUCCGUCUGCCAGAAAAAACACCGGCAGAGUCGCAGACCGCCCCUCCGUCGGGUGUCUCUCACUUCCGCACCAUUGAGCGGCAGGACUCCUUCGAUUUGGGUUGCGAGGCUGUGGUCAGCUGUGGAAGAGCAGGCAGCGUAACUGUUGUGAAACCACAGCCGAGGACUUUAGAUAGCUGCUCCGUGCAAAUAAGUUAUUUCUCCCGGGAGAAGGACUKCAACGGUGACCUUCGUACCCGCAGUGAGCUCUUCAUGUCUUGUGUUUCAUCAGAGGAUGGAGAUUUACUGGAGUCACUUGAAUGUAAUCUGGGACAAGAGGCAAAAAGAGACUUGUCUUCUAGUUUGGCCAACAGUGGUGUUGAGCCACACACCAGUAGGGAAGGUGAAGCUGAACGUGUUGGCUCUGUGACUGACGGAAACAGUGUGGACACUGAAACCAAAGCAAAACAUACUCAGACAGAAAGUAACGACUGCGCAGCUCAGGGAACAAGUCAGGAUAGUAGAGAACUGUUGGAUCUGCAAAACCACUUGAGCAAUGAUGCCCCCCUCCGUGAGGGGGACAGUGGAAUAUAUCCUGGUGCAAAGGGAGGAGAUGAAGACGGUGAACUUAGAGGGAUUGAUGGAUCUGCAGGAGGAACACCUACACCCGGAGUCAUUUUGGCCAAGUCCUCCGAGGUUUCUUCCAGAUUUGAGCAAGAUAAGAAGAAAGGUAAACGAAAUCAUCAUCUAGGACCAACAGAUAUUUACCUGGAGGAUCUGAUCUCACUGAAUCCUGAGGUGGCUGCACUUUAUUUCCCCAAAAUUGACCCAGAAGGAGCGUUCCCCCCCGUGGCAGAUCUGGGCUCAGGCUCAGGUAGCCAGUCUCCUCAGUCAGUGGGCAGCGCGGCGAUGGACAGCGGCACAGAGUACCUGUCCGACUCCACCGGCUACAACAUGGACGUCAGCAUGUCCCUCUGUGGGAGAGAGGGCGACACCAGCCAGAUCACCAAAGAAAAGUUCAUGGAGCACCUUGUGACCUACCAGGAUUUCAUCAACAAUCCAGGAAUCACUGAAGAUCCAAGUCUUGUCAUCUGCAUAAAUUCCAAUUAUUACAACUGGGCAGUGGCUGCUCCGAUGAUCCUGUCCAUGUCAGCUUUUCAAAAAAACCUUCCCAAGAGUACAGUAGAGCGUCUGGUGAAGGACAAGAUGUCCAAAAAGUCUGGCCGCUGGUGGUUCUCGUGGAGGCGCAGAGACAUGGACAACCAGAGCCACUCUGGAUGAUGUCGACAGCGAUGAGGUCGCGGGUCUCGGCAGAAAAGCUGUCAUUCCUCACAGCCUUUCCACAGAAACCAUUAAUGCCACUCAGACCAUCAGCCAGAUGUAUCGCAAAUCACUACGGCUGACUUCUAAACAGAUAGAGAAUCUAAAUCUGCGUGACGGAGCCAAUAAAGUGGUGUUUAGUGUGACCACACAGUACCAGGGGACCUGCCGCUGCGAGGCUGCCAUCUAUCUGUGGAACUGGGACGAUCGCGUCAUCAUAUCGGACAUCGAUGGCACCAUCACCAAAUCUGAUGCUUUGGGUCAUAUUUUACCUCAGUUUGGAAAAGACUGGACGCACAAAGGAAUUGCCAAACUGUACCACAAAAUACACCAGAAUGGUUACAAGUUCCUGUAUUGUUCAGCGAGAGCUAUAGGUAUGGCUGCCAUCACUAAAGGUUACUUACAGUGGGUCAAUGACCAAGGUAUCGUCCUUCCCAAAGGCCCCGUCCUACUGGCACCCAGCAGCCUGUUUUCAGCACUACACAGGGAGGUGAUCGAGAAGAAACCAGAGAUUUUUAAGAUCGCUUGUCUCAGUGACAUCAGAGACUUGUUCAACCCACACAGACAACCUUUCUACGCUGCCUUCGGUAACAGGACAAACGUACAAUCACCUCAUAGAGCUGGUUGAGCAUUUCUUCCCCAUGCUCUUCACUGAAGGCAGCACUUCCUCUGUUCUCGACUGUCCUGAGUACAGCAGUUUCUCCUACUGGAAGGAGCCUCUGCCGGACGUGGAUCUGGACAGUGUGCUCUAACCUCACUGAAACUUCACACACACACAAGUCCUGCACGUUUAUGUUUUUACCAGCAGGGUUAGCAGCGCUCAAGAAAUCAUCCUGUGUCACUAAUUAGUGCCUAAACUGUGCAAAUGCCUUACCUGAGCUGGAAGAAAUUCCAUCUGCACCCAAACUGUGUUGUUUGUUGUGUGAAAUUUAGCCUUUUUUUUAAUUCGUUUACCAAGAAACUACAUUUGGUUUGAAGACAUGUUAGGAUUUUUAUUUGUUUUAAUAGUCAACGCACCAGAUACGUGAGCUUUCUUCACACUGGGCCGUCUAUAGUUUUUACACAAGUGUUGUGAAUCUGCAUUUCAAAUUAUUUGCUCUGGGAGGGGGGAGCUAGAUUUUAAAUGAGCUGACUGCAGGUCAGGUACUGUUAGUAUUUUCUUUAACUACUGAAUCGAACGAUACAACGGUUGAUGUGAUUCCACAUUAGUUGUGUGCUUUCAAGUACCACAUGAAAUAAAUAAAAUCUUUUUACACUACACAAGCAAGCAGC